Messenger RNA from Chlamydomonas reinhardtii, 4899 nucleotides. RefSeq lists its product as uncharacterized. Gene Ontology annotation, molecular function: calcium channel regulator activity; calcium ion binding. The coding region runs from base 364 to 4881 and encodes 1505 amino acids. Gene Ontology annotation, cellular component: endoplasmic reticulum; plasma membrane. The record is from RefSeq and is a predicted model, not a curated record. The transcript is spliced from 3 exons. NCBI's taxonomy places the organism in Eukaryota, Viridiplantae, Chlorophyta, Chlorophyceae, Chlamydomonadales, Chlamydomonadaceae. Gene Ontology annotation, biological process: store-operated calcium entry; activation of store-operated calcium channel activity; intracellular calcium ion homeostasis.
UACCUGGAUAAACCUCGCUGUUGCCCGAUUAUCUCAACAUGAAGCCAUGAAACUAUAACAGGAGGGAUGAGAGCAGCGGCGGCUGCGGACAGAGGAUGCCAUGCAAAUUGGACCCGGCAGGCGCUGCGGCCCCCGCGACUGGUCAAGUCAACAUUGCGUCAGCUAGUUGCCCAUGUCAUAUCAAACAAUUCAGCCGGCAGCUGGGACAGCAGGCGAGGCCUCUCUUCCCCCGCAUCGCCAACCCUGGAUGCGCCGCUGCUCACCGCAACCAUCAAGCGUGCACGGCACGUCAAUCAGCUGUUCACGGCAUGCAGCAGCAACUGGGAUGUGCUCAAUCACAUUCACAUUGCGGCAGCGUUGGCCAUGGCCGUCAAACUGGACCCCCGCCGGGCCAGCGCAGCGUCGUCGUCGUCCGCCGUGGAUGCGUUGGCCGACCGCUUUAAGGCGCUGCUGCCCCAGGCCUCAGGUCGGGAGGUUGCGACGGUGCUGUGGUCGCUGGCCAAGCUCGGCCGGCCGCCGCCACGAGCGUUGCUUGCCGCGGUGGUGGCGGAGGAGGAGCGCCGGCGGCAGCUUCGCAGCCCAGGCGGGGCAGCAGCAACAGGGCCGCCAGCGGCCGGCGGCACCGGAUACCACCCGCUUGCCGGAGCCACCAGCAGCAUAGGCAGCAGUUCCAGAGGCAGCGUUGGCCGCAGUGACGGCGCCGGCGGCGGUACCGGUACCGGUGCCGCCGCGGCCGGGCCUGUUGGCCUGCUGCUUGCGGACGCGGCGCCGCAGGCCGUCGCCAACAUCCUGUGGGCUCUGGGCACCUGGCGCGCCGCCGGGCCGCCCGACCUGGUGCCGGCGCUGCUGGCGCGCACCGCCGCCGCGCUGCCCGCCUUCACGCCGCACGACACGGCGCACGUGCUGUGGGGGCUGGCGCACGUGGGCGCGCGGCCGCGGCGCGCGCUGCUGGCGCGCCUGGUCGCGCACGCCGCCGCCCAGGCGCCCGCCACGGCGCCGCAGGGCCUGGCCAUGAUGGCCUGGGCCUGCAGGCGCCUGCGCCGGCACGACGGCGCCUUCCUGCGCGCAGCUGCCGCCGCCUUCCGCGCGCAGCUGCGCGCAGCUGCCCCCGGCGACGUGGCGCUGUUCGCCGCCAGCCUGGCGGGGCUGCGGUUCAGGUGUCCGCGGCUGCUGCGCGACGUGGCGGAGCACGUGGCGGCGGCGGCGGCGUCGGGCGGUGCGGCGGGUGCGGCGUCAGGCGUGGCGCCUGCGGCGGGGCCAGGGGCCGGUGCUGCGCCAGAGGCGCGGGGGCAGGCGGCGGGCGGCAGAGACGGCGAGGAGCCGUCAACAAGCGGCCGGAGCAGUGACGGAACACGGACAGCGGCUGCCGUGGCUGCCGCGGCGGCGUCGGAAGCAGGCGCUCCCUGGGACCAGGCACCGGGCUUGACGCCGUCUCGGGGCUGGUCGGACCACACGCGGACGCAGCUGCUCGUGGCGUUUGCGUCGCUGCGCUUCCGACACGAGGGCGCGGUGACGGCGCUACUGGCGGCGGAGGCGGCGGAGGCGGCGCGGCGCGGCGGCUGGCCUGGCAGUGGCACCGGCACUGACCGCAGUAGCAGUGACAGCAGCGGGGCCGGCGGUGCCGCCGCUGAGCGCUACAGCGGCUCGCUGCGCGCGGCGACGUUCAUGUGGUGUCUGGCGCGGCUGGGCGUCGGCCGCGGCGCAGGCAGCGUGGGGCAAGCAGCGGCGGAGGCGGCUGGCGAGGCUUUGCUGCGUGAGGCCGGGUUGACGGAGGCGGGGGCGGAGAUGGAGGGCGGGUUGGCGAGGAGCAGGGGGGCAGGCGGGGCGAGGUGGGGCGUGCAGUCGGCACGUCCGGGUGCUGUGCAGCCCAGCCACGCGGCGGUGGCCGCGUGGUCGGCUGAGCGCCUGGGGCUGGCGGCGCCGCUGCGGCGGCGGCUGGCGGCGCUGGCGUCGGAGCAGCUGGCGGCGGUGCUGCUGCGGCGGCUGGAGGCGGCGGAUUCAGACGCGGAGAGGAGCGGCUUGGAGGAGGAGCUGGAGGAGGAGUGGGUCCAGGCGCACAGGCGCGAGUCGGAAGUCGGUGAUUCCUGGGCCAGCGGGCUGGAGUCCAGCAGCCGGGGGGGCCGGCGCAGGCUCGCACGGGGGCUGGAGCCGGAGCUGCUCGGCGCGGGGCAGCUGGAUGCGGCGGUGAUGACGCUGUGGGUGUUGGGCCGGCGGGGGCCAGAGGCGGCGGCGGCUGAGCCAGCGGCGGGCCGCCUGCUGGACGCGUUCGCCGCCGCCGCGCCGCGCCUGCUGCCGCGCCUGAGCCUGCGGCAGCUGCCGCUGGUGGUGUGCGCCUAUGUGCAGCUGGGCCGCGGCGACGCCGGCGUGCUGGGCACCGCGGCGGACAUGAUGCUCAUGGCGCCGGCGGCGGCAGGCGGGGUGGCGGGAGGGGUGGCGGCGGCGGCGGCGGCGCCGGGUGGGGCAGCGGCUGCAGGGCCGCGCGCAGAAGCUGGGGGCAGCAGGCCAGUGGCGGCUGCACAGGGCUCGGGGUAUCGGGGCCCGGCGCUGGGCGUUGCGGUGUCUCAGGACGCGGCGGAGGCGGAGGCGGAGGCGGGAGAGGGCGGAGCAGAUGCUGACGACACCGGCGCGUUGCUGGCGGCUGGCGGCGGCGGACACAGCAGUUUGCAGCCGGAGUUCUUUGCCGCGGGCGACCUAGCCGACGCCGACCAGGCGCAAGUUGUGGCCAUGGACGCGGAGGAGGUGGAGGAGGCGGAGAGUGACCCGGGUGAGGAGGAGCCCGAGCCGCUGCUGGAGUGGGAGGACGGCGAGGAGGCCGGGGUGGAGGGGCUGCGGCUCCUGAACCCCGACGGCAGCGGCAGCGGCACCGACAGCGACAGCAACAGUGGUGCUAGUGCCAGCAGCAGCAGCGGCAUCGGGUACGGCGGUGGCGGCGGCGGCCGUGGCGGCGGCGGCGGCCUGCUGGCCCGGCUUCCGCGCAACGGCCUCGCGAUGAUGCUGUGGGCGCUGGCGUCCUCGGGCUAUGCCUCGCCCGCUCUGAUGCAGAGCGCCGCAGUGGCGGUGAUGCGCCUCUUUGCGGCGUCGCCGCCGCCGCCACGGCAGGCGCCGGCGCGGGCGCAGGCGCAGGCGCAGGCGCAGGCGCAGGGUCCGGAGCAGCAGCACGAGGAGGAGGACGAGGAGGACGGUGCCGGCGCUGGCGAGGGGGCGGGCGGUGCGGGCGGCGGCGGCGGCGCGGCGGUGCGGUCGCGCUGGGCUGCGCUGACGCUGUGGGCGUUUGCUGCGGCGGACUGCUACAGCCCGCUGCUGUACGACACACUGCUGGCGGCGGUGCUGCGCAAGGUGUCCCGCCUGGGUCCAGGCCGCGUGGCGGUGGUGCUGUGGGCGUGCGCCGUGGCCGGCCACUACCAGCGGGAGGCCCUGGAGCGCCUGUGCGCCGCGCUGCAGCACACCGGCGGCAGUAGCACCACCACCACCACCACCACCACCGGCGGCAGUAGCACCAACAGCGCCGACACCGACACCGCCACAGGCGCCGGUGGCGGCGGCAGGAGCAGCCGCGGGACGGAGGGGGAGCUGCGCCUGCCGCCCGCGAGCUUCACGCAGGGGCACUGGGCGGUGGCGCACCUGACGGCGGGCGUGGCACUGGCCUGGCGCGGGCCCUCCGCCGCCGAGCUGCGGGCCCUGGCGCCGCGCCUAAACAGGCACCAGGCGGCGGUGCUGCUGUGGAGCCUGGCGGUACAGCAGCUCGUGCUGGCGGGCGCGGGCGGCGGCCGCCGCUUCGCGGCCUGCCUGCGAGCGGUGCUGCGGCGGCUGGCAGCGCCGCCGCGGCGCGACGGCGAGGAGGCGCGGGAAGUCGGGGAGGAUGGAGGUGUGGAUGGGGGUGGCGGCGGCAGCGGGGGCGGGGGCAGCGGCGUGGGCGCUGCGUGGGCGGCGGAGGCGCGCGCGGCGUGGCAGCAGGAGGAUGCGGCCACGCCCCAUUCCGGCGGCUCCAGCAGCAGCAGCAGCGGCAGUAGCGGCAGCAACAGCAGCAGUAGCGGCCAGACAGGCGGCUCUGCCACGGCCCCUGCAGCCCCCGUGGCUGUCACGGGGCCGCCGCUGGAGGCCGGUGUGGCGCUCAUUGUGGCCGAGGCGGUGGCGCUGCUGCUCGCCAGCCCCUACACGCAGGUGCGGGCCGAGGCAGAGGCGUUCCUGCAGGGGCCGGGCGGGCCGCGGCGCGGUACGCAGCGGCCAGGGCAGGCGCCGGAAAUGGCAGGAGAGGGGGCGGCUGGCGGUAGGAAGAGGUCGGGGCGCGAGGGCCGACAGAACCAUCAACACCAACACCAGGAACAGUGGCAGCGGCAGCAGGAGCAGCAUGAAGCGCUUGUGGAGCAGCUGCGGGGCUGCUGGCAGCGCGCACAGCGGCGGCGGCACCCGCUGCAAGAGGCGGUGGCGGUGGCGGCGCGGCAGCUGGGCUACGCGCCGCGGCUGCUGCGCACGCACCCCGUGUUCCCGCUGGGCCUGCCCGCGGCUGUGGAGCUGACAGACGUGGCGACUGCUGAGGGAAGCAGCGUCAGUGGCGGCAGCGGCGGCGGCGGUGGCACUGGCGGGCGGCGCGCAGUGCUCCUGCUGGCUGAGCGGUCGGACUUCGCCACCAACGACUCGGGCCAGCCCCUGGGGCCGCUGUUCACCACCGUGCAGCUGUUGCAGGAAUGCGGCUGGUGCGUGGCGGUGGUGGUGGCGGACCAGUUUGCUGCGUUGCGACAGCCCACGCUGCGGACACGCUACAUCGCGCACCUGCUAGCCGCAGCAGCAGCGCCGGACCGGGCACCGCCGCCGCUCACGUCGACAGCUGCGGCGGUGGCGACUGCAGCGGCGUCGCAGGAAGGACCGGGCGCUUCCAUGUGAGGGAUUGGCAGGAGGCGG